Molecule: messenger RNA, 3824 nt
Organism: Peromyscus maniculatus bairdii (prairie deer mouse)
Lineage: Eukaryota; Metazoa; Chordata; Mammalia; Rodentia; Cricetidae
Source: RefSeq, a predicted model, not a curated record
ACAACUUCCUGGACUGGGGAUCCCGGCUAAAUAUAGCUGUUUCUCUGUCUUACAACACAGGCUCCAGUAUAUAAAUCAGGCAAAUUCCCCAUUUGAGCAUGAACUUCUGAAAACGGCCUGCAUCUAAGGUCUCCUCCAAGGCCCUCUGGAGUCCAGCCCAUAAUGAAGGUCUUGGCCGCAGGUAAAUCCACGCGCCGGGCGCCGAUUGCGAGCGAGUCCCCGCUGCGGACGCGCCGGCAGCCUGGGGCGCUGGGCGAGCACCCGCGGGACACCCGCCCGCCGCGCCACUCGGACACUUGGGGCGCCCGCGCAGUCCCGGGCCAGCCGGAGGCGCUGGGUGGCGGCCGGGAGCGAGCGCCGCACAUGGCCCGGGCACCGCGCGCCCAGCCCGCCGGGGCCAGCAGGUUGGCGGCGAGGGACCCGGACGGCGCAGCCUUGCUCCAGCGCCUCCUCUCCUCGCCCCACUGCUCUCCCGCGCUGCUCUUGCUUCUCCGCUGUCGCCCGGAUUCACCCUCCCUCUUUCUUUUUCUUUCUUUCUUUCCGCUUUCUCUUUUCCAACUGCGUCCCGGGCUGCUCCUUGGGAGGGGCGCAGGCGGCUGAGCAGCUUGCAAACUCCGGCCAGGACCGGCGCAGGUGCCGCUUCCGUCUGCUAGUCCCUGGAAAGCUGUGAUUGGCGCGAGGAGUUGUGCCCUUACUGCUGGUUCUGCACUGGAAACACGGGGCAGGGAGUCCCCUUCCCAUCACCCCUGUGAACGCCACCUGUGCCACACGCCACCCGUGCCACGGCAACCUCAUGAACCAGAUCAAGAAUCAACUGACACAGCUCAAUGGUAGUGCCAACGCGCUCUUCAUUUCCUACUACACAGCUCAAGGGGAGCCGUUUCCCAACAACGUGGACAAGCUGUGUGGGCCCAACAUGACAGAUUUCCCGCCUUUCCACGCCAAUGGGACAGAGAAGACCAAGUUGGUGGAGCUGUAUCGGAUGGUGGCGUACCUGAGUGCCUCCCUGGGUAACAUCACCCGGGAUCAGAAGAUCCUGAACCCCGGUGCCCUGAGCCUACACAGCAAGCUCAACACUACUAUAGACAUCAUGCGUGGGCUCCUCAGCAACGUGCUGUGCCGGUUGUGCAACAAAUACCGCGUGGGCCACGUGGACGUGACCUACGGCCCUGACACCUCCAGCAAAGAUGUCUUCCAAAAGAAAAAGUUGGGCUGCCAGCUCCUGGGGACAUACAAGCAAGUCAUUAGCGUGGUGGCCCAGGCCUUCUAGACAGGGAGGUCUUGAGUAUGCCAUGGACUGAAGGAUUUCAGGAGCAGGAUCCAGAUGCGGGGAGGGGGGCGGGACUCAAAGUGUGCUGGGGUUCAGGGCAUUGCUAAACCCAAAGGGGACUGCUGGCAGACCCCAGGGAUUUCUAGCCACUCAUUGAACUCUGGGCUGGGCCAUGAUGGAGUCCAGCAAAGCUUGAACCUUCCAUCGGCAGGGCCUCCAUAUAGCCCAGCGCCAGCUAGAAAUAGCAACAAGAGUGUUGGAUUGACUAAGUGUGAUUGGGUGACGAGGUUAAGUGGGAGAGACUUCUGUCCCACCAACUCCCUCAGGCCCUUGUUCACUAGGCGUGUGAACAAGAUGCACACAUUGUCUACAGCGGAGAGCAAAGGUCUGAGGAGUCUCCUGGCCCCCCUGGAGAGUGACCACCACCUGGGCCUUUGCUGUCCCUUCGAGAGACUUUGGAAGGCUUGGUUGGAAUGUGUGCGGGCCAGAGGGUCCAGAAGGACUCCUUAUCUUUUUGAAAUUUUGUGGGUGGAAGACAGAGAAGGUACCCUGUGAUGGAAUGUAUCUUCUCUUGGGUUUGAUUAGAGAAUUCAGGCUUAGGGAUUGUCAUGUUAGGUGGAAGAUUCUGGAAGGUCAUUGGUGUGCAGGCUCCUAGGGAAGAAGCAAGGCCAUCUUCAGGUCUGGAAAGGAAGUCCCUGGAAGAGGAUGAGCCCAUCAAAGUCCGAUGGGCUCAUUCUUUUCUCUGUAGUCUCCCCCACAGCCUGGAUGGUUGGGGUCUCCUAGCUGGACCUAGAGGUGGGGUGUGCGCAGGAGGGAAGACGUAGGUUGCAAAGGCAGGUGAGGUGUUCAAUAGGUCCCCAGAGUCCUCCCAGGGGAGGAUCUCUAACUCUGGGAGCCAGGGAAGGAGCAAGCCGCCAUGCUGGGGUGGUAGCGGACUCCAGGUUUCAUCUGCUUUUAUUGACCCUGGAGAACAGGUGAUCCUAAACAGACAGACUGGUAGCUUAGAGUAGAAGGUCAUGUCUGAGGCCCUGGAGGUCACACAAAGGUACUUGAGGGGACCAGAGGCUGCCUUGGGUCCCUAGAGCAUGGAAAAGCUGAACUUGAGGUCAGGGUCUCAGGGAAGCUAGAGACCCUAGAGCGCUGUGUGUGAUCCAGUGCUGCUGUCUAUUUAUUACUAUAUCCUAUUUAUGUUAACUUAUUGGUGCUUUAAAUGGCAAAGUUAAUUCCCCGAAACAGUAUGAGGCCCCUUACGUGGGAGCUGGGGUCGAGCCUCACCUAGUGGGGUUUGGUCUGGGAGCUGAUGAUGUUAUAGGUAGAAUAAGCCUCAUGGGUGAAGCCUAGAGAAGGGUCAAGAUCAAAGAGCUGGCUAGCUCCCCUGCCUCACUCACACUGUGACUCACUUUGAGGGUGUCAGGGUCCCCCAGAAGGAGCUGAGCCACUGUGUGGAGUGGCUGAUUCCCCCCCCCCUUUCUGCUCUCCAGUGGGGUGGAGCCAUUUGUGGUGGUUGUUGUUUUGUCCCACGGUGCUCUCUGGCGCCCCCUGGAUUCCGGCUGUGUGUCACACCAUUCAUAAUGAAAUGAAUGGCCCUGGAACCUUGGGCAAAGCGGAUUCUUCGUUCCUCAAAGAGCAGCUGAAGAGCACUGAGACGUCCUGACCGGGGGGACCCCGCGUGCUUCCACCCCACCCAGCAUGGAAGCUCCUCGGGUGGCCUGAACACCCACAGAAUGCAGGAAGUUGGGGCAGUGCAGGCCCUGAACUGGGCCUGAACGGCUGCCCAGUGCUCCGGAGAAGGCGAGAGCAAAGCCUGAGACGCCUGGGACGCAGACCAGGAAGCUGUGGUCCUUGCUUCAUCGCUGCCUUCCCACUCCCGCCCAUGUCUGGGCUUCCAGGCAGGGAAUCCGAUCUGAUCUCUCCUUUGUGCUGGGGCCAGGCAAGCAGAGGAACGCCCUCGAUCUGGGAGCAGGGUAGCGAGGAAGGCAGCCAAGCUGGGGCAGUGGCUGCCUGCAGCACUAGCUGCUGCCUCUCAGCCUCCGAGCAGGGCGGUCCUUAGCAGUUUGGCCGCAGGAUUCUGCUGCAUGCAUUUUUGCACCUUUUUCCGUCAUUCUCCAAGCACUUUACCUGGACGGCAGGAGGCUAGCCCCUGAAGCUCUGGGUAGGACAAGGCCUGGAACCGUGCGCGGGAGCAGCCAGGAGACUCACAGGUGGUGUAUGUGGCCCCGCUCUCCUGCGGCUGCAUCAGGCCCAGCUCAGGACUUUGGAGGAGGCUGCCCUUCUCCAAACCGAGAGGCAACUUGUCGAAAAGCCAAGAUGAUUCCACAGCUGGGGCCUGCUGGGUCUUGCCAUCACUUCACAUUCCUAUGGGCAUGGAUUCCCUGGGCUCAGCCCACCUGGCAGCUUUCAAGGUUCAGGGACCAAUGGACUCUUCUUCCUCUGUGUGCACAGCCCCUGGCUCCACAAUGCAACCGCCAUCUGCCUACAUCUGACUCCAGCAGUACCGAGACAUUUUUGCACAGCAUCCCAGAAUCAUGGAGCCUUUGGGAAAACAAAACAAAAA